Molecule: messenger RNA, 2704 nt
Organism: Dentiscutata heterogama
Lineage: Eukaryota; Fungi; Glomeromycota; Glomeromycetes; Diversisporales; Gigasporaceae
Source: the annotation of a GenBank genome assembly
AAAAAAUAAUCUAGGCCGAGCCCAAUUCAUCCUUUUACAACAGCUUUCCUCUAUGGAUUUGACUCCAAUUCAAACCCCUGAGGGAGUUCCUCGCCUUUUUGACCUUAUUAAACCAAAAGAGAAAAAGUUUGCACCAGCGUUCUAUAAGGCUUUACAAAAUACUCUUGUUGCAGAAAAUUUACAACAGGCCAGUAGGAUUGCAUACGGUAAACAGCGAUGGCGUGUGGUAACGUUAGAUGGGCAACUUAUUGACAAAUCUGGAACAAUGUCCGGAGGUGGUACCAAAGUAAAUCGCGGGGGAAUGAGUUCAAAAUUUGUUCCUGACGUAACACCAGAAAUAGUUUCGAAUUUGGAAAAAGAACGAAUUCGUUUAGAGAACCAAUGGAGGGAAUUUAAAGAGCAACGUAAAAAUUCGGAAGAUCAACUUUUCCAUAAAAAGAAUGAAAUACCCGAAUUAGAACUGAAUUUGUCAAAGCUAGAUAUGGAUCUAAAUGCUUGCAUUAGGCGUAUAGCCGAUACUCAGAAGCGAAUUAACGAGUUACGCCAACAAAACAAGCCAAAUGUGGAAGAUGGAAAACGAAUGCAGAAAAUUUCGAUGGAAAUCGAAAAAUUGACUACAGAGUUAGAAGAUUUGAAAGGUCAAUCAUCGAAAAUUGAAGAUGAGAUCAAGAUGCUGCACGAACAAAUUUUACAGGCUGGUGGAGACAAGUUUCGGAGUCAAAAAUACCAGGUCGAUUCAAUAAAGGAAAAGAUAGUAAUGAUUAAUGAUAGAAUAACUUCUUCCCAAGUAGCGAAAUCUAAGGCCGAGAAGGAUGUAUCUAAAUUUGAAACUUCAAUUGCUAAGAAUGAAAAUGAAAUGGAACAAUUGAAACAAGAGUUAGAACAGCUUGAAAUUGAUAUUCGACAAAAGGCCGAAAUUGCACGUUCGAUCAGUGAUCGAGCUAAUGAAGCGAAAAGGGUCUUGGACGAUAGGAAGGAAGAAUUAGAUGAAAUUAAAACAGAACUUGAUGAGAAAACAGAAAUAAUCAAUCAAAUUAGAGCUGUCGAAGUAGAAAUAAGAAACAAGCUCGAAGAUUGUGAACGAACCUUGGCAGAAAAUAAGCAAAAGGAAAAUUAUUGGCUUGGUUUACUUGGAAAACUUACACUUCACGAAAUUGGAGAUGAACCGAGGCCCGAAUUUCAAACAUAUACAGAUGACGAGCUUUUAGCAAUGGAUAAAGAAAAUUUAAAAAAUGAAAUAGAGUCGCUCAAUGCGAAGAUACAGGAUGCUAAUCCCAACCUCAACGUCUUACUGGAAUAUCGUCGAUGUGAGGAAGAAUAUACAUCACGCGUAAAAGAUCUUGAAGAAGUAACGUCGAUUCGUGAUGAAUGUAGAAGGCAGUAUGACGAAUUGCGUAAAUUAAGGUUGGAAGAAUUCAUGCAUGGGUUUACUUUAAUUUCUCAGAAACUCAAAGAAAUGUAUCAGAUGAUUACACUUGGUGGGAACGCAGAGCUUGAAUGUUGUGAUAGCCUGGACCCAUUUUCUGAGGGUAUCAUAUUCAGUGUAAUGCCUCCAAAGAAGAGUUGGAAAAAUAUUUCUAAUUUAUCUGGUGGAGAAAAGACAUUAAGUUCUUUGGCUUUGGUAUUUGCGCUUCAUCAUUACAAGCCCACACCGUUGUACGUGAUGGAUGAGAUUGACGCCGCCUUGGAUUUUAGAAAUGUGUCAAUCGUCGCAAACUAUAUAAAAGAGCGUACAAAAAAUGCCCAAUUUAUUAUUAUUAGCCUACGAAAUAAUAUGUUUGAGUUGGCCGAUCGAUUAGUUGAUACGAUUCUUAUGCUGACCACGGAUGAAGAUAUCUUAAAAACAUGUGAAAUAGUUGAAGAUAAUGAUAUUAAUUAUGAUGAAGAAACGACUAUGUCAAUCACGAUUGAUAAUGAUAAAAAAGAUAUAUUAGUUCCCUCCUUUAAACUUUGGGAUGAGGAUGUUGGUAGCGGUUUACGCAGUAAAGCACAAGAGGUUGAUACAACUGAUGCAGUAUAUGAAAAACGACAUCGAAAGCAUGAACUUGCAGAAAAAAAGUUAAAGAAUAGGGAAAGAGAAAAAUUAGAAUAUGAACGAUAUCAACAACAAUUGGCAGUAGAGAAAUUACGCAACACGGAUUCUAAAAGUUUAAUAUCAAUAGCAGCUUUACGUAAUAAAGAUUCGACGAGUGAUGCAAGUAAAUUAGAGACAGUACAUAAAAAAUUACUUAAAGAAGCAGAGGAUCAAUUAGCAAGAUAUGAUUCUUUAGGAUUAGGAGGAAAAAAGAGGAAAGCAGAUGCAAUAAUCAACAACAACAGUAAUAUAGGAGGAGAAAAUAAAGUUCCUGAAGAACCUGAUAACAAGAAAGCACGAUUUCGUGUACAGAGACGUACCAGUAAUGCAGAUCCAGAAGAAGUUUUAACACAAUCAUCAAAAGAUGAAACAACACGAAUUACUCGAAGUCGUAAAAAGAAGGAUGAAAAACAAGAUGAUGAAAUUAAAAUCAUUAACACUAAAUCAACAGAAACUAGUACACGUUCAGCACUUGCAUUUGGAUAUAAAGUUCCUGUCAAACCCUUUGUGAAAAGAGAUUUCAGUCUUCCGGUUUCUAUAUUUGGAGAAAUGAUGAAUGAAAGAGAAAAUUUACGAUUACAAGAAUAUCAGCAACAAAUGGACGCAGGAGAGGAAUUUAAAAAACUUUAA